CUCCUUUUCCUUCGUCACGCAGCAACUUUUUUUUUCCUCCCUCAAUUCAUCAUCACAACUUACAUUGUCACAAUUUUGAACCAUCCUGCUACUGAAUUAACAUCCUUUAACAUUUUUAUCAAACUUUUCCUAUUUUUCUGCCUCUGUCCAUUUAUAUCCUUGUUUUUAAAAGUUUUGAAAUCACAAUGGGAAAGACCAGAACACCAUCUCGAAACGCAUCACCUCGACCUAAACCGUAUGAAGAAUUUUUUGUAUUGUUGAGGGAGAAGCAACGUCUUUUCUGUAAACAUCUUUCCAAUCGUUCGGUCGGCGAACUCCAGCAAGCCAUCAAGGCAGCGAAGAAGCCAGAAAUCGAUAUGUUUGCCGCAGACAAGCUCACCCUCUACAAGACCAUCGUCGAGUCAGAAAUCGAGUCAAAAGAGGCUCUCGCAAUCGCGUCAAAGAAGCUUGGGAACAUAUUUAAUUCUAAACUUCCAGAUGAAACUAUCCAUAUUUUUGUCAAGCUCCGCGCAAGAAAAAUGGAUGAAGAUCCACGGUAUAUUUCACCUUCAAAGAAGAUGCGCAUUGAGGAAGGGUGGAGAGAAUACAGGGCUUCUGAUGGCAAAAUGAAUCCUGAAGACCCGCCCGAUCACCUUGGUGAUCAAGAAUAUAAUUCGGUUUAUAUUACGGAUCAGAUGCUGAAUUGUGGAAGGAGAUUAGUGCUGAACAAAUAUUCGACCUAUUCAAACAGAAGGAGCGCAAAACACUGUUCAUUAUCGACGAACAUGGAAAGAUCUAGAGUGAUAUUUACAGGAACAGCCCAUGCCAAAUAUGAAUUGCAGAUUAUGGAAGACAGUGCUCGAGUAUCCUUAUUGUACUUUGUUGGCCCACUAUCCGAGACAGUGUUUUCAAAAUGGUUGGAGGUCCACCUGAACCAACCCGAUAUUGUCCAGGAUAUAAUGAGGAUUACAAACCGUGUGCCACGAGAGUUUAUACCACUCACAAGAAAUAGCAUUGAUUGUGAUUUUGAAUGGGAUUUCCGUGACCUAGGGCUUAUCUAUCGUCUCAACAAGAACCGCGGAGCCAUAAACUAUGUCUUGUGCCUCCCAGCGCAGAAAGCACUCUUUCAGGCGUUUACAAAUAUGCCUCAUCAUGAGCAUAUCCUGAGGGGAGAUGGAGAGCCAGUAACUGGAUUUAAAAUAGUUUACAUGCGUGGUUCCCCUGAUUACAAAGAUCUUCUUCAUGUCAGCUUCGACGAGCUCAAAGAGAAACUUUUUAAAAUAUCCCAACUUAGAAUUUUUGUCACGUAAUCAGUAAUAAUAUAGUUCUUAAUCCUAUAAAAAGGCUUGUCAUAGAAAUUUAA
Molecule: messenger RNA, 1342 nt
Organism: Lobosporangium transversale
Lineage: Eukaryota; Fungi; Mortierellomycota; Mortierellomycetes; Mortierellales; Mortierellaceae
Exons: 14
Coding region: 186-1289 (367 amino acids)
Source: RefSeq, a predicted model, not a curated record